UUCAAGGUAAACAGCAAUGGGGAUUCCAGGUUAUAUUUAAUGCAUGCAGGCUGGGUUCCUGCACUGCUAUCGCUGCUCCUUCUCCCUGUGUUUUGUUGUAGCAGCUGUGCUUGAGGGGGUUCAUUUUAGUUUUGGCAGUAGACCCGUCCUUAUUUCCUUCCAACUUCUGAUUCUAGUGCAGUGUGUGGUGCCAAUGCUGUUGUUCUUUGGAUAGUUCACAAAUAAAUUAAGGAAAGAAUACCCUAAACAUUUGGAUUACAUUUUUCUAAUAGGAGGGACAUGCUGCUUUAAUUGUUUUUUGCUCUCAUUUUAAUUUCACAUUUUCUCUGGAGGUGGUGUUUUUAUUCUUGCUGUAGUGGCACCCCUGCUGAACAAGUACAGAGGAAAUGUGCGUGUUGUUGCUGAGGUCAUGGACAAAUUCCUCUCUCUGUUCUCUGUCUACAUCAGCAGGUGUUAUGGAUCUACAGUAUUUCCUGAGCUGGAAAGUUGCCCUGCUGCUUCUCUUGACGCCAUGUGGGCUCCAGUGUAUGUCAGUGCACAUCCUCAACGAGGAGAUUGUGCACGUGAUCCCAGGCUCCAGUCUGGUCCUGAAAGCUGAGAUCGGGCACGGACCCCUGGAAGAGGUCUCCGUGGUGACCUGGGAGCGGGAGUCCGAACUUUGGACCGGCCAUGACAGGGUGACACUGGCCACGUGCCCCGGCAAAAGCUUCACGUGUGGUGGCACGAGGCCAAAUGUUCAUGUGAACAUGGAGCGGCAGGUGACGACACUUCAGAUAAAUGGGUUCAGCGGAGCAGACAGCGGCGUGUACACUGUGACUGUGACGGAUCAGAAAGGGGUCAAGACCUUUGCAGGAUGCAUCGUCAGGAAAUACGAGGCGGUGCACCACGUCUCAGUCAGCAUCAACGUGUCUCACUCCUCGCUGGUUUGUGGAGAGGCCUGGGGCACGGAGCCCCACUUCAGCUGGCUCCACGAGAGAGUGGCCAUCACUCAGACUGUGGGUAUAGUCUCCAAAGAUGGAACAACAUUGUUUGUGAACAAGACUCCCAUCUGUGGCCACUUCACCUGCAUGGUCAGCAACAAGCUGGGCUACAGCUCCGCCACCUAUACUGCAGCACCUUGCGAGACAGAGGGCAGAGGGACAACAGUGGCUGUGCUGUGUGCCGUCCUCCUGCUGCUGUGUGGAGGAGUGCUGGCAUUUCUGCUGUGGAGGCGACACAGGCUCAGCACCAGAGGAGAGAGGCUGCAAGAACAUAUAGAUGACACCUUUUGAAAAAAAGGCCCAAGAUACUCUUGUGUAACUCAGAGAGAAGAACAGGGAAUGGACUUGAUCUGUGAGGAUGUUACUUCCUGCCCUUUGAGCAGUAUGACCUUACACAGCAUUGGAACAAUGUGAUGAGUGAACUGCUUGGUGGGAAAUAAAAAAUAUCUAAAAAUGGAUAUUCAGCUUGAAGUGCCAGCAAUGUCAUUACACUGCCUCCUGCUGGGCUGCACAUGGCACUGCGUAUUUAAUAAUCAUUUUUGUAGGCUUGUAUCAGCUGCGCAUUGUAUUGAAAUGUAUUUCAAAUUUUGCCUUCAUAAUAAAAUCCCUUUUAAGAAUGUGACAACAUUCAGCAGUUAUUUGAACACAUUUUUGAAAGAUCGUUUUAGUUUGAAAACUGUUUUGACAGGGCUUACAUUUUUAUUAAAUUUAUACUAUGCAGGAAUGUCCAUUACUGUUUAUUAGCGGCUCAGCACCAACAGUGAUAGUUGAAGCCUGCCCCAGAUGUGUUCUUGUUUGGCAUUUUGCCUUGCUAUAUUUGCAAUUUUUCAGCGCUGUGUCUCUUGCCUCUCUUGCCUGCUGCUUACAGUCUGGCACCUGGCUACAUUUUUAUUAAGCCCCGGCCUCACCUGAGCACUGUGGGGGUACACACCCAGCAAUGUCCCAAAGAGAGGGCAGAGCACACUCCCAGUGGGUCAUAAGUGAUGAUUGAGAGGCAUUUCUUCUUUAUGAGUCUGUACAUUGAUUGUUAGAAAAAUCCUGCAUAGUAUAACUUUAAGGAUGGCAUCUUUGCUCUCUAUCUCCUUUUUCUCAUCCAGUAUUAGAUGUUUGAUUAGAUUAGAUUAGAGUUGGCGAUUAUAAAACUGUAAAAACAGUACUGCAUAACAAAUUCAAUGAUGGGGAUCAGGAAAAGAUAGGAUGUAGACUAUAUAGUGAAAAUGAAUUAGUAUAGUAGCAAUAAUAUAGCUGUCAAUUCAUGUCACAUUCGCUGAUUGACACACAGGAGGCUAAGUUUGUAAACAAUUACAUGCAUCACACUCAUAGGAGUAAUUUUGCGUUCAGUAUUUUGUCCAAAGAUACUUCGGCAUAUGGACUGGAAGAGCUGGGGAUUGACUGAUGAUCAUCUGAUUGAUGGGCGAGCAGCUCUGCCUCCUAAGCCCAUGUGUGGCUUUUCUCCAUGUACUCAAGCUUCCUCCCACAGUCCAAAGACAUGCAGGCUAAUUGGUGACUCUAAAUUGACCGUAGGUGUGAAUGUGAGUGUGAAUGGUUGUCUGUCUCUUUGUGUCAGCACUGUGAUAGUGUGGCCACCUGUCCAGGGUGUACUCCGCCUCCCGAGGGUAGUAAAUGGGCUGAAAAAUGGGCGCCAUAUAGGACUGUCCAUGGGAUACAUAUUGGCCCCAUGAUAUUUGCCCAUGUGGGUGGGUUUACCCAAGUGGGCCCCAGAUAAUACGGCCCUUUUUGGGCCCAUAACGACUUUGUACCCAGGUAGCCCCAGCAUGACCCGUGUGGGGCCCACUUGGCAAACCCACCCAUGUGGGCAACUGGCAUGGGGCCAAUAUGGAACACAUGGACAAUCCAGUGUAGGGCCCAUUUGUCAGCCCAUGUGCGCCCCACAUACAAAUGUUGGCUGGGUAUAUUUUGUCUAAGGAUACUUUGACAUAUGGACUGCAAGAGCUAGGGAUUGAGGGAUGAUCUUCCGAUUGGUGGACAACCAGCUCUACCUCCUGAGCCACAGCCAUAAUUAUCACUCAGUAAUGGAUGCAAAAUGCAAACUGCACAUGGACGCAUACAAACACCUGCAAGAAAACCCUCAUAUACCAGUUCUUUAUUAAACUGGCUGUUCAAUGAUUGGCUAAUGCUUGAAGUCCCUUGAAGAAUUUGGGAAAACUGCUUUUAGUUUUUGUGCUGCACACACUUUGAACAAGUUGCAGCACACAAAACUGUCAGUUUAAAACCAUGAUUACAUACUACUCCACUCUUGAAUGUGUUUCUGUGUUCUGUUGUAGUUUGUUUUCUCAUUGAUCGUUGUUUGAUUUCUUUCGUUUAAAUUGUACUCUCCAGCAUUGUAAAAAUGUGCAUGCCCUCAGUAAUUCCUUGAGAUUUAAAUAAAGGUUGAAUGAAAAGAAUGGCAAUGUUA
Epinephelus lanceolatus (giant grouper) is the source of this 3396-nucleotide messenger RNA. The record is from RefSeq and is a predicted model, not a curated record. Lineage: Eukaryota; Metazoa; Chordata; Actinopteri; Perciformes; Serranidae.